AGUCAAGAAUCUGAUGGUUCUCGCUAAACGUGGUUAUGUACAAGUAACAGAACUUGGAAGAGAGAACUUGGAUUUCUCCUCUUUUCCAAAUCUUUCUUCGAUUUCUGAACAAACAGAAAAUCAGUUUAUUGACAAGCGGAAUAUCUAGACGCGAUGCAUUCCAGCUGGAAACGAGACCGCAGUCUGGCGAAUAGCUGCGUCCUGCGAAUGGCGCAGUCAGGCACGCGGACGCGCCGUGCUGGCCUCACAGCUGAUGCGCGGUGACGUCACUACAACAAAGCCAUGCGCGCUCGCCGUUCGGUACUCGGCUCGGCGGCGAAGCGCGAGCGAGUCGCAGGCAGCGGACUGAGCGGACGCACACACCACACAUUCGGCGUCCGUGGACACGACGAGGUGCGCCCUGCGCCGUCUCGGUGUUAACGAGCUGCGAGUGUCGCUCCAGUCCGUCGUCAUUAUCAUCGUCGUCGUCGUCGUCGUCGCCUGUCAGGCCCAGGAUGCCGUUCAUAUCCAAGGACUGGCGUAGCCCAGGCGAGGAAUGGGUCAAGACAGUCGAGGGAUGGGAAAAGAAGAAGAUCCUCGAAUGCGCCAACAACAAAACCCUCUCGCUUCUUCUACGCGGCGAAAAAGAUGCCGGCGAUAAGAAAGAGAAGGACAAGAAGAAAGAAAAUGCCGUCCAACCACAUUGUCACAUCACGUUGAAAUGUACACGCGAGAUCGCUGGCUUCAAUGGCCUGAGCGACGCCUUGAAGAGGCUGGAUUUCCUAUCCGCUGUACACGACUGCCGUCGAUUCAAUUACAUAGUCCGUCUCCUGGAUCUCUUGGUCAGUCAUAGAAUGGGCGGUCUUAGCGGAUGCGCUCAAAGAGUGCUUUUCAAUAUGCUCGAGGAAGUCGCUCUGGAAGUGUCACUGUCGCAACAACAGACAGGAAGGCUGCGGCGUCUUAUAGAAAGAGUUCGAGCCUUUAGCGCUGGUUGCUGCUGGGGUGGCAGACCCUUGGGUUCCGUUAUCCUGUGGGAGAAACAUAAAGCAGCUCUGGAGAGAAUAUUGCAAAUCGCUUCGUCAAUCACUAUUACCCAGCCGGACGAGGAGCAGCAACCUCAAUGGUCGGAUCUGCCGCCUGAGUGUCGUCGAGAGAUCCUCCUACGCUUGAGCGACCCUCGAGACAUCGAAGCUUCUUCCGAGGCGUGCGAACACCUUGCCGUUUUAGCGCAAGAACAGCGAAUCUGGCGCGAGCUUGCCCAAUAUCAUUUUACGCCACAGCAAAUUGCUACCACCAGACAGAAUAAUCCUGGGAAAGAUUGGAAAACCAUAUUCACUAUCGCUCGGAGAUUGUUCGGAUUGCGAGAGGAGUAUGCCGAGAUGAUACAGUUAUGCCGUAAUUGCCGCUGCUUAUUCUGGCGGUCGCUGGGUCAUCCCUGCAUCGCAGAUCAGGAUCCUGCGUUUCAAGAGAAACUGGCGGACGUCGACCAAGCAUCUCUCCAUGUGCCGAUCCCUCCGCAGACCUUUCUGAAAUUUUUCUCGCUGUGAAAGCUUUCGAGACACGACUAUAUCGUAAGAGCUCGUAAGAAUGAAUGGUGUAUGUACGGAAAAAAGCGGAAACUGCGACGCAACUGCCGCUAUGAAUGAUUGCUUGACGGGAUAAAUGCUAUACGUAUGAAAGAAAAUAAUAGAAUGACGUUUAAAGAUGUUGCGCUGCAUUUAGAGAGACUCUAAAACGUUACCUUCUGAAAAAGAUAUAUUUAACUCGAAAUAUAUUCUCUAUUUGUUCUCUCAAUAUACUGUAUGAACCUGAAAGAUAGAUAUCGGUAUUAGGAAUACGUCCUUUGAGAAAUUCGACGCCGACCUUAAUAAAUAUCCAGAGGCCUACUUAUCUAAUGAACGAGCUUCAGUAUUUAAAAGGCUCAAAAGCUGCCCAGAGCCAGAAAGACACAAAGACACGUGUGCCUGCACAAACGUCACACGAUACGUGAAUCAAUAUCCUCUGAAGUUCUAAUUUUAAUUGCUUCAUAAUUAAUAGCUCAAGUUUCGUUGAGGAAUAAUCUUUUUCUCUCUCUGUCUUUGAUCGUUAAGUAAUAUUCCCUACUGAUUUUCACUUCAUCAGGCUCAUUCUGUAUCUUGAUCGAGUGCAAUUGGUAUUUUCUGAUCGGAAUCUUCCGUGUAAUAUGAGAUUCCUGAUCUGGUUUCCU
This is a messenger RNA of Acromyrmex echinatior (Panamanian leafcutter ant), 2185 nucleotides long. RefSeq names its product F-box only protein 32. Gene Ontology annotation, cellular component: nucleus; cytoplasm; SCF ubiquitin ligase complex. Lineage: Eukaryota; Metazoa; Arthropoda; Insecta; Hymenoptera; Formicidae. Gene Ontology annotation, biological process: protein ubiquitination. The record is from RefSeq and is a predicted model, not a curated record. Gene Ontology annotation, molecular function: protein binding.